Molecule: messenger RNA, 3123 nt
Organism: Lytechinus variegatus (green sea urchin)
Lineage: Eukaryota; Metazoa; Echinodermata; Echinoidea; Temnopleuroida; Toxopneustidae
Product: transmembrane protein 115-like
Exons: 4
Coding region: 39-1115 (358 amino acids)
Biological process (GO): retrograde vesicle-mediated transport, Golgi to endoplasmic reticulum
Cellular component (GO): membrane; Golgi apparatus
Source: RefSeq, a predicted model, not a curated record
AAUCGAUAACGUCAUUUUGGCCAACAAUCUGCUGUAAGAUGGCUUCCACGGCCGUGAUCGCUCCGACGGGAGUGCAGCAUAUUCAGGUUGUUUUCAUGAAAAGCAGCGUCGUCGUGAAAUCUAUUUGUGGUGUAAUCAUCUUUAUGUAUUUAUUAACAUUCCUGGCUAACAAUGAGAAAUAUUUGGAAGCUCUUUCGGUGACUCCGGGCCUCAUAUUUCCACCAAGUUUUCGCGUCUGGACGUUGUUUACACACCCGUUCAUUGAAGUGCAUCUGUGGCUUGUAUUCCACGACGUGGCUCUCGUGUUAAUAUGCGGCAGACUCAUUGAACCACUGUGGAGUGCUCUUGAAAUGCUGAUUUUCUUCGCUAUUGUAUCAGUCGGUUCAGCGAUCAUCACUUCAUUUCUUUAUUUGUUUAUGUACCUAUCAACUGUAAAUAUUACAUAUCUUUUUGAUACACACAUAUUUGGACUCGCUGGUUAUGCAGGAGCAGUUACAAUCGCUCUCAAACAGUCGAUGGGAGAUGCGGAAUUACCGCCCAAAGCUGCAAGAUUGAGAGUGCACCAUCUCCCAGCUUUGCUCCUCGUAUCAUCAUUAUUGCUUCGAUUUAUAGGAAUUGUACCACCUACACAUCCAUUUAUGCUAUUAACAGGUAUGCUGACAGGAUGGGUGUAUCUUCGGUUUUACCAGAAACAAUCGGAUGGAAGCAGAGGAGACAUGACGGACACAUUCUCAUUUGCAAGUUUCUUCCCAGAAGUUAUUCGACCACUUAUUGCUAUCCUAGCAAACACAGUUCACAGUUUUCUUGUAAAGAUCAAGGUGUGUAAAAAGCAAGUAAGGAAGUAUGAUGUUGGUGCACCUUCUCCAAUCACAAUUAGUCUACCUGGUACAGACCCUGCAGAUGCAGAAAGGAGAAGGCAAAUAGCGUUAAAAGCCUUGAACGAACGACUGAGUAAGGUUGAGGAACAGACCGCAUGGCCUAGCAUGGACGAACAGCUCUCAUCAACAGAUCCAGCCUCGCCAGCUCCUUCAAGUAUUUCACUCAUGAGUGAUGCUAACCCCAAGGACAGUGUCGAGAUCAAUCUAGAUGAUCCUAGAACGAGUGUUAAUGCUUAGGAUUCAAGUGGAGAAAAGACUGGACAUUUCAUAAAGUUGUACCCUGUAUGAAAACAAACUUUACAAAGAGACUUUAAUUAUGGAAAGCCAUGUCAGACCCCUCCAAACAUAUAUUUUUUGGUAGUGAUUUUUUACCCAAUCGCUAAGAAAGCACGAGUGCUUGUAAGCAUGCAACCUGAGGACUGCCAGCUUAUGGUCCUCUCUCCGAUGGACUUGGUAAUGAAGAUUACUGCCUUUCCAAAGGGCAUAAGCGCACCAAGUGGGAUUUGAACCUGGGUCACUGGAAUCGAGAACCCCCCGUUCUACCAACUGAGCUAUCGUGCAGGCUAUCAUUUGGCCUUAUAUUGAAUAUGUUGAAUUAUGGGGAAUAUCUAUCUUGUAUUGUUACCAAACAAAUAUAAUGUAAAUUGUAUUUUUGGUUUUAUUAAAAAGCUAUCCAAGUUUGGUUUUAGAUGAAAACUCUCUUUUUAAAACAUAAUUUUAUAUUAUUUUCGUUUGAAUUAUUUCAUUUUUUUUUCAUUGGUGCAGAAAAUUUUCAUAGGCUUUCCAUACUUCAACUCCUUUGUAAUGGCAGCUGUAUCAAACAUAUUCAGAUGAGUUUUAUUUCUUAAAGUAAUUAAUAGAACAGAAUAUAUUAUUUGCAAGCUGUCUUUAUUCCUGCAGGAUAUUUUGAAUUUAAAGGCUUUGGCUGAGAGCUUUAUGACCUGGACAAAUUUUAGUUGAUAACUUCAAUUACAGUAUGUGGUUCUACUGGAUAAUUUCAUUGAAAAUAUGAAAUGAAAAUUAAAUUAUGGAGUAGAUUGAGAACUUGGGACAGAUAAAAGCAAUUUGAUUCUAAUUGAGAUGUUGGCUACGUCAGGUAGUAUGUAGUAUGAUAUUGGCUUUAUUCAUACAUGUAGUGUUAACAGAGUAUUUUGCAAUUUUUGUAUGAAGGUGAUCAUUUGGGUUAAAUGAUCUGUCUGUUUGAGCAAACACCUAACAUGUAUUAUUUUGUGCUUUACAUAUGGCUAUGCUGAAUAGGUAUGAAUUUACUUUGCGAAUCUGUCAUAGUUUCUGCGCUUUUAUCUGCAAAUAAUUGAAUGUAUUUGCUUUAUGUAACCAGAAAUGAAUGUAAAAGGUUUCAGUUUCCUGAACAGGAGCAAGAACAUAUUUUAAGAAAUACUGGUAAUGAUUAUACCAAUACUGUAUUAUGCAUUUAGGUGAAACAUCCCAUGUUUGUUUACAAAUCAGCUUCCUAAAUGAAAAAUGAUAUAAAGCUGAGGUGUGAUCACCUCAUCUUACAUUGGCGAUGUGAUUUUGUAGUUCUUAAAAAUUCACAGGUCUGUCUUUAUAUUUGUUUAAAAACCCCCACUUAAUUUACCGUCACCACUGUCUGGCACGACCAUUGUGGCUUUGGUGCAGUGAUUGAUGUUUUGCAAAACAUGAUUUUGGAUUAUUUUUAAUUUUUCCCCUCCAGAAAAAUAAUCCAAAUUGGAAAUGGUAAAUUUAACAUUUUACACUAAGAACAUGUUUAGAUUGUAAUCACUAAAACUCGUAUUUUCAGCAGUUUUCCUUAUUUCCCUAAUAAGAUGUACUUGACGCUUUCAACCCAGUUACUCUCUGAUUUCAUAGGUUGCAUACAUUUUUCAUAAAAUUGAUUUCAUUGUUCUUAUUUGCCCAAUCCAUUGUCCCAAAGACAUACAUUUCUACAAGUGCCAUUUAACACUAGCUGUUUCUCUUGUUGUUUAUACUUUAUGACUUAUUUAUGAAACAUUCUUUAAUUAUGUAUUCUCUUCUGUUUUAAUGAACUGUAAUCAUAGACUACUAAUACCUACCUUUCCGUGUGUACAUGUAUGUUAAUGUAUUUACACAAAAUGUAAAUUUUAUGUUAUGUAAAUUGUUAUUUCUGUAUUUUUUAAGAAAUCAACUCUGCAGUUCAUGCAUAUACUUGUAACAUAUUUUCUCAUCUCACAUUUUAUAAUACAACACACACACUUAUGGAGUAAAAAUGUACUUCAGACCUGCCAAC